Molecule: messenger RNA, 2824 nt
Organism: Rhincodon typus (whale shark)
Lineage: Eukaryota; Metazoa; Chordata; Chondrichthyes; Orectolobiformes; Rhincodontidae
Product: PHD finger protein 1-like
Exons: 17
Coding region: 503-2311 (602 amino acids)
Source: RefSeq, a predicted model, not a curated record
AUUUCAAUCCGUGGACCGAAAUUAGCUGUAGUCUGCGUCACAGGAAGAUGGCGACUGGCAGAGCUGUUGGAGACGUGUUGUAUGUGUUUAUCUGAGUUGAAAACCUCACUGUGAAUGAGCCAAGUGCACACACACACACACAGAGACUGUUCCAGGAGAGAAACUCCCGCAGUCCAUACUGGGUGUGGACCCAGCUGCUGCAGUCUCCUCGUGGGCUGCAGUGGAGCUGGACCCUGUCCUAAUUACGUUGAUCCAGGCCUGAAUAUUUAAUUAUUUCUGUAUCCCUUAACCAAAGUUGAACACACUCUGAGGACGUCCGUGUUUGUACCACGUAAUGUACCCGCUGUACCAAGAUCCGCACUGCGUACCCUGCAGGAAAGUUGCUGCUAGAUGCCAACCUGAGGGAAGACAAGACCUCAUUCGACCUCGAGCGGAUCCCCUUUUUUAACCCAGUGGAUCCCCAGCUCAAUAUAGCGGCCCACCCCACUUCCUGCCAAAGACCAUGGAGGGUGGGCCUGUGGGGAAAAGUUCAAAGGUCAAAAGAAACAGCCCCUUGGCAACAGCGAGCAAACUGAGAGCGCGAGCGAGCCGUGCCACUGCCAAGACACAACUGUGGGAAGGUCAGGAUGUGUUGGCCCGGUGGACUGAUGGCUUACUCUACCUGGGAAACAUUCGGAAGGUGGACCGGUGGAAGCAUAUCUGCCUUGUUCGGUUUGAGGACAACUCUGAGUUCUGGGUCAUGUGGAAAGACAUCUAUCCCCCUGCAAUCCCUGGGACUGAGCACAUCUGCUGCCUCUGCAAGGAUGACACGACCAGUCAGGGCAACCAAGUUGUGAACUGUGCAAAAUGCAAGCAAGGGUACCAUCAGGAGUGCCACGCCCCCAAGAUCGAGGCUGAUGGCAAAAUCCUGCCCGCUUGGAUCUGCCGCUCCUGUAUCUUUGCCGUAGCCACCAAGAAAGGAGGUGCCUUAAAGAAGGGGCCUUAUGCCAAAGCGAUGCAGGCCAUGAAGCGAGUCCUUCCCUACCAGCUCCGGACCCUUGAGUGGGACUCCCAGCAUCUCGCCAAUCAGCAGCAGUGUUACUGUUACUGCGGAGGCCCCGGAGAGUGGAAUCUGAAGAUGCUGCAGUGUUGCCGGUGCCUGCACUGGUUCCACGAGGCCUGUACCCAGUGCCUGACCAAGCCGCUACUCUACGGAGACAGGUUCUACCUGUUCGUAUGCUGUGUCUGUACAGGUGGAGCAGAGUUUGUGAAACGGCUGCCUCUGGAAUGGGUCGACAUUGCACAUCUGAUCCUGUACCACCUGAGCACCUGCUGCCGGAAGAAGUACUUUGACUUUGAGCGAGAGAUCCUGGCGUUUGCCAAUGAAAACUGGGACAACCUGCUGGUUGGUGAGCUCUCCGGUGCCUCCCAGUCUGAACGCUACAAGCAGAUCCUCAACGCCCUGAACAGCCACAGGAGCAGAUUUGUGUCCGGGAAGGAGAUCAAGAAGAAGAAGUGUAUCUUUGGUCUACAGGAGCGGACGCCACCUCAGCCCCCGCCCGCUGAUACCCUGUGUGAGAUUGCAAACCAGCUGAUGGAGACCUCUGCCAACCUCUCUCCCAAAAGGUCCGAGCUCGAGGGAGUGAAGAAGGUGAAGGCCAAGAGGCGUCCUCCCCACAGGGAGUCCCAGGACCUGUACGAACUAAAGACCAGGCAGGCACGGCGCCUACUGCAGAAAGCCAUCAGCCAGAACGUCGUCACGAACCCCUACAGCCCCAACCAGUCUUACCAAGGCUGCCGAGGCAGUGCCAACAUGUGUCCCAUCAGGGAGAGUACCGAGAGGACACCUCCAAAGAUGAUGUACGCAUCGAUUCAGCCAUCUUCGAACGCAGUCCGCAGUCUGGAGUCCUCGUCCUCAUCCUCGUCCUUCGAGUAUGGCGAGAACUCGGGCACUCAGGCCAAGGCUGCGGGCAUCGGCAACCGGCUGUUGGACUGCGACGACGGGGCCGAUGAGAGGCCGGGCGACCCUGCAGAGACGGAGCAGGAGGACGAGGGGGAAGAGGAGGAGGAGGAGGAUGAUGAGGAGGAGGAGGAGGAGGAAGAAGAAGAGGAAGAGGAAGAUGGCUCGGACAUCCCGAUGGAGGCCCGGUCGCAGUGCGACUCCAGCGACGACGACCUGCCGCUCUCCUACCUGCGCUCAUCCGUCAACAGCUACUUCGGGGCGAUGGGCAGACUGGCGCGGGGGGAGACGGUCCGUAUCCUGGCCCGCAGACUCACCCUGGACAACAAAGUGCAGUACCUGGUGGAGUGGGGUGGCCCCUCCAUAUUUUAGCUCCCCCCUUGAGAGGGCAAGAGAGUCUGACCUGAGGGGGAGGAGGGGGCGCAGGGUGGAGGGGGUUUUCGGGGCAAGGAGUGAAGUGCCAAGCUGAAGCAGGUUUUCUCAAACCAGGCACCCGCUCGGCAUCAGGAGCAAAGUUUUAUUUUAAACCGCACGCUUUUUAAAAAAAAAAAAAAUCUUUGGAAUUCUUCAGGCGCGAUUCCAUUUGCUCUAUGUGUAGGCUCCUGCAGUGUGCACCCAACCCCCCCCAAGCAUGCAAGCACACGGAGAUGUCGCGGGGGAACUGUCAAUGGCAGCUUUUAGUGUCACAGAGCCCACUCAAGUAAAGGAGAGCUGGCCGAUGGUGUAGGAAUGUCUGAGAGAUGAGGGAUGUGGAUCAGACUGCGCCCACGGUCUCUGUGGGGAAUGUGCAGGAAUGUGCUGUGGAACUGUGUUGGGGAAUUUGGACCAUGUGUAUGGGACUGAUGGACACUGGGGUAUUGUGUAGGGGACUGUACAAGGGAUAUU